AAAGAAAAAAAAAAGAAAGAGGAAUAUGGCAGAGCAGACUGCAGAGAGAAGAAAUGAAAGCUUUGCUGCGGAGGAAAGAAGCAAAUCUGAUCAACAAACAGUAGUAGUAGAGGUUAGUUUGCUCUCCAGAAUUCACUUUAUCUCGUUUUCUGGUUGGAGAGAGAAUGCGAGAAAAUCGAGAGUACGAUCCACGUGAACAACAAGUCUCGAUCUGCACACACAAUCUCGUCUUCAGAUAGAGCAGUAAAUUGCCUUGGAUCCGUGUGUCCAAGACGACAUUCUUCGUGUUCUAAUUGACAGUUCGGUACUUUUCUCUCUUUGAAUCCGGGAUCUUAAUCGCAUUCCACGAGCUUUCACUCUCCAUUUGAAGAACUACCCGGAAAAGGUGAGUUCGGCCUGUAAUUUGAUAUUUGAAGGAGACUUGCAGGUUGAUUCAAGCUGAAUUUGAGUUGAAUUAGGACUUAGCGUGACUGUAAUGUCACUGCUGGGAUUGUUAACUGACGAAAUCUAGGGUUUAGAGAUUGCAUGGGCGAGUGUGAUCACGAUACAUCAGCUAUCUAGAUUGUCAUGUUGAGCGUUCGCAUUGUCAAUGGUACAGUUGUUUCAGUUGGACUGCAAUGUAAAGGUUGGCAGUUAGCUGCUCAUUAGUUUCCGUGCCAACUGGAAGUACCCUACAUACUGUUUAUCUGGUUUUCAGUUUAAUGAAAAAGGUGAAGGUGGAGAAUCAAAUAAAUUUGGUAUUUGAAGAGGAGAACGUCUGGGACUGGGUUACAACCACUGUUGGUUUUAGUUGAAUGUAUAAUACAGGCUACUUAAUUUGGCAAAAGGGUUGUCUGAAUACGGGUUGUAUGAAGUGUUUAAGGUAGCAUCUUUUACACUGCAUUGUGGUUGGGGAUAUGCCUCCUUCUCCGGCAUUGAGAGUCUCUCCCGGGAGAGAGAUGAGGGCAGAUAAACACAAGCGAGGGCGCAGUCUUGAGGGUGGAUUACUCCUUAAACAGAAAGAUGAUGAUCUUGCGCUGUUCAAUGAAAUGCAAUCGAAAGAGAAAGAAGAUUUCUUGCUUCAGUCAACAGAUGAUUUUGAAGACACAUUUUCAACAAAAUUGAAACGCUUUUCAGAUUUUGAGCUUGGAAUCUCAAUCCCUGUUCAAGGGGAGAGUAGUGUACUGCUUAAUGCAGAUGGGGAGAAGAAUGAUUACGAUUGGCUAUUAACUCCGCCGGAGACUCCUCUUUUUCCUUCAUUGGAUGAUGAGCCACCACCAGCUAAUGUUGCAAGCAGAGGGAGACUUCGAAGCCACCCGAUUUCCUUGUCGAGAUCCUCCACAAUGGAGAAGGGUUACAGUAGCAGCAAGGGUAGUGCAAGUCCAAAGCGCUUGAGCCCAUCACCUCGGUCUGGGAAUAGCACAUUCCAGUCCAGGGGAAGGCCAACUUCAGCUCCUAAUUCCAGUCCAACUCGAAACAUGAGGCCUGUCACUCCAGUGCGAAGGCCGUCACCUCCCCCAAGUAAACCCUCCACACCCAUUCAAAGGUCUUCAACUCCUACUCCACGCAGGAUGAGCACAGGGUCUAGUGGUAUCGGGGUUACAUAUGGGGUUCGGGGUACCUCCCCUGUAAGGACAAGUCGAGGGAACUCCGCCUCACCCAAAAUCAGAGCAUGGCAGUCCAAUAUCCCUGGUUUCUCGUCAGAGGCUCCGCCCAAUCUUCAAACUUCAUUGGCUGAUUGGCCAGCAUCAUAUGUGAGGGGUUCCUCGCCAGCAUCCAGAAAUGGUAGGGAUUUGGGCUCAAGAGUUGGCAGACAAUCAAUGUCACCAACAGCGUAUCGAAGUGUCAGUUCAUCACAUGGUCAUGAUCGGGACCAAUUUAGCUCGCAUAGUAGAGGUUCUAUUGCAUCAUCUGGUGACGAAGAUGUGGACUCUCUACAAUCAGUUCCCGUGGGCAGCGUAGAUCGCUUAACUUCAAGAAGAGUUGGCCCAUCAUUUUCAAAUAACAGAUCUCCAAGCUUCUCUAGGAAGUCAUCUAAAAUAGUGUCUCCUGGUUCUGCUCCAAAAAAAGCCUUUGACUCUGCACUUCGACAACUGGAUAAUCGGAAAAGUUCACAGAAUAUGUUCAGGCCUCUCUUAUCAAGUGUCUCAAGUACCACCUUUAAUAUUGGGAAAGCAAGCUCUUAUCAAGGUACCAGUGCUGCACUUGAUACUGAGGGGAGUGAUCACCUUCAGGAUGAUUUGGCAAGUGAAAGCGGGAAAUUACCGUAUCCUGAUGUUUCAGAAGAGGUAUUUGCAUUCGAUAAACUGGAGGAAUUUGAUAAAGAUGAGGAGCAUCAAACUUUUGAUAGGUCACUUGACAUUGGGGUCAAUGAUAAUGAUAGAGACUUUACAAUUGAUUGUGACCCUGGUAACUCUGAUAAACCUGGCCCCCAUAAAAUUGAUGCAGAAAUUAGUACGUCUUCUGAUGCUCUGAAUCUCAGGGAUGACGAUCCCGAAAUUUGCAGUCUUGAAAGCUCAGAACUCUGCUCUAGAUGUGGUCACAGGUAUCGUGUCACUCAGCCAUUGGAAAAUGGUAUAAAUCUUUGUCCAGAUUGCAGUAAGGAAGACAAUCUUGCCACUAUUUUGGAGACAAUUGCUAAUGACGCUGUAGGGCCAUCUAAGAAGAUUUCUGAAGAAAAUAAAGUUUUCGAUGUAUUGGAGCCCCUGACAGCUGUACCCAACACACUAUCACUUGCCACUGAAGUGGAUGAGAUGAUUUCUUCCCAGCAUGAAGAGAAUGUUAAGCAAGGCGAGGCUUCAAACUUUAAGUGUAGCCAGAUUUACUCGCGCAAGAAUUCUCUUUCAAGGUCUCUGGUGGAGAGGGAUGAGCAAAGCCCUGCUAACCAGCAAGGAACGGGACAACUGUUUGUUGGUCAUAGCCUAACUGAUAAUGAUGUUGAAGAACAACAAUCCCAGCAUAAGGGCCAUAUAGAAAAGGUAGAUGUUUUAGAAAUUGCUGGCAUUUCUAUACUGCUGAAUCGAUCCAGCAGUAGCAAGGGGUCUAUUGUUCGAGGCAGGACUUUCGUUGCCUCUUCCAUACCUCGUGAUUAUCUUUUGUAUGCAAGAGACAGCACAAACAGUUUGAGAAGCUCGAAUGGGCAUGGCAGUGCUUCUGCAUCAUCCUCUGUUGAUUUUGGCUCUGCUAGACAAGUAGAGACUCGUGUGCAGCGGCAGUUAAGCGGAAAUAAAUCUGACAUGGAUAACCACAGGUCUGAUUGGAACAUUAAAUCCCAAAGUAUUGGAUUAUCUUUACCUGGAGUUCCAGACUGUGUCCACCAGGCACCUGGUUUUGCAACAAGCAUACAUGAAGAGGCUUCUGUUACUGAUGAGAAGUUUGAAUCAGAGGAAAGUCCUGUUUCUUCUCAUGAAAAAUUGCUUACUAUGGAUAACAAAGAAGUGGAUGUUUUUGAUGUGGCAAUUCUUGAGGAAAAUAUAUUAGAAUGUACUGAGAGUAAAAGAACAGCUGAUGCUAUUUCCUCAGAAUUAUUAUGUCAUUCAGUUGGUACUUCGUUAGAGGAGAAUACGGCAGCAUCAGUUCCAAAUUAUGAAGACCAUGCUAUAAAUGAAACUGGUGAAGGUUUCCCUGAUAAUGCAAGGAGUGCCUCCGAUAUAGAAGCAUUCUCUAUCACUCCUAAGUCGUCUACUGAAGCAGGAAACACAAGGCAGAGCCAUAGCUUUGAUGCUGUGGAUGUUACAGACUUUCCUGCUCAAAGUACUUUGGAUUCAGUAUCUGAAAUACAAACUGAGGAUUGUUAUCAGAGUACUUCUAUUUCACAGAAUGAGGACCUCUCAAUGGAGUCCAAGAGCACUAAAAAUGAAUAUGAGGAGCCAUCAGGCCCUACUCCUUCAGAUAUUGAUACAGCAGAGGAGUCAACUGUAGUGGUAGAAUGUCAGGGAGAAAGCAAGGGAAGAAGCCCGACAUUCGAAGAAGCAACAGAUACGAUACUAUUCUGCAGUUCCAUUGUCCACGAUCUAGCCUAUCAGGCUGCAACCAUAGCAAUCGAAAAGGAAUCUUCCGACCCUGUAGAAAAUUUCCAGCUAACUUUUACAAUCUUGGGGGAAUUCAACUCAGGCAAGAGAGACCCGCGUGGCAGAAACAUUGUGAGAUGCAGCCCAAAAUCCCAGAAAGCGAGGUUGGAAACAGAUGUAAAACCCCCUUCAAAGAAAGCUGAGAACGAUGAAAAUGUUGAUGAAUCUAUGAUGCAAAAUGUUGGGCUUCCCAAACAGAUGGACAGUACAAAGCCUCCAAAGCUGGAAUCCAAGUGCAAUUGCACAAUAAUGUGAGUCAUUAAUUCUACCAUACGACUCUGCUACUCCGACCAGUUAGAUGGAGAUUGCUGAGUGCUUGUAAUGUAAGUGGUUUUGUGGAUUAUUGCCAAUUUGUUUGUUGUUCAUUCCAAUUUAUUUGUAUGAAACACGACAUCAUGUUGGUGACAUAAUUGUAAAGCUGUUUAUUGUCAUUAUGUUAA
Messenger RNA from Tripterygium wilfordii, 4489 nucleotides. RefSeq lists its product as uncharacterized. The transcript is spliced from 6 exons. Gene Ontology annotation, biological process: cortical microtubule organization. Gene Ontology annotation, cellular component: cortical microtubule. The record is from RefSeq and is a predicted model, not a curated record. NCBI's taxonomy places the organism in Eukaryota, Viridiplantae, Streptophyta, Magnoliopsida, Celastrales, Celastraceae. Bases 897 to 4304 code for a protein of 1135 amino acids.